This is a messenger RNA of Trichoplusia ni (cabbage looper), 1664 nucleotides long. Its product is annotated as protein RRNAD1. The transcript has 6 exons. Bases 118 to 1458 code for a protein of 446 amino acids. The record is from RefSeq and is a predicted model, not a curated record. Lineage: Eukaryota; Metazoa; Arthropoda; Insecta; Lepidoptera; Noctuidae.
CGUCAAAUUAGUCUUUCUCAAAAGUCAAAAGUUCAAAACAAAACAAAACGUGGACGUGACGUGCUGGGUUGUUGUGAAUAUUAAAUGAACUGCGUUUAAUGUAUUAGAAGAGUUACAAUGAAUACUCAAAAAGAAAUAGUACAAUCAACUCUAGCGAUGUCGCUAAAAGUUAUUCGAAUGUACGACUGGCUUCUGGACUUAUACGUAUUGGACUUCUUUGUUGAUAAACACUGGGACAAACUUCCGCAAUGUUGGCGCGAUACCUUCGAACAUAUGGAUCCACAACAUUUGGGUUACAUUCUCUCCAACAAACCUUCUAACUUUAAUACGGUGCUACCGUUAUCAUUCUUAGCCUUAAUCAAAUCAAUAGAUGCAUUAACCUUACCACGCGAAAAUCAUAGUAAAAAUAUAAGUAAAAAAGAGGUUUAUGAUGUUGACACUUGCAAAAGUAAUUCAAAGUUAAAGAAUUUAUUUUUAAAACACGUGAAGUUAAAAAAGAGACAUGAAAUUAGUCUGAUGGCUGAAAUAGUGGUGGAUACAGCUUUGGAGACAGGCUGUAAGGCUGUCAUAGACUUUGGCUCAGGUUUGGGUCACUUAGUGCGAGUGCUGGCUUACCGAGAGGAUUUGUAUGCAGCCGGGAUUGAGUGCCAGACACAACUGACGGAGGAGGCUAGGAAACUUGACUUACAACUAGAGUAUACAGCCAAGAAGCACCUUUCCGUUGAAGCUGUAUCCAAACUCCAUGGUCCACUGCACUUCAAUGUUACAUUGUCAAGUAACAAACAGCUAUUGGAACUGCCAUUACCAGAGACAAUGAAGAACUAUGGCCUAAUAGGCCUCCAUCCUUGUGGGGAUUUGGGGCCCCUAUUACUGAAACACUUUGUUGAAACAGAUCACAUAAAGUUCUUGUGUGUUGUUGGCUGUUGUUACAUGAAGUUGUCAUGUGGUGACAAGGGUCAAGGAUACCCUAUGAGUGAUUAUGUGAGACAGUUGGAUAGUCACUUGUCUUUUGUCAGUAGAGAGAUAGCUUGCCACUCAAUAGAUGUGUACUGUGAGAGGCUGAGGAGAGGCAAUUAUAUUGAUCUCAAGGUACAUGCAUUUAGAGCAGCUCUGGAGAGGAUCCUAGUCGAGCACAAUCCUAAACUAAGACACGCAAAAGUACGCAGCAUCAAACACUCAGAUUCAAUGACAUUUGAAAAAUACUGCACUCUAGCUGUGGAACGCUUAAACCUGCCCCUGUCGGCGGCGGAGUGGGCCCGGGGCCACGCCGACCUGCGCCAGUGGCGCCGCGUAGUGGUGGUGUACACGCUGCGGCUUGCGCUGGCGCCGCUCGUCGAAACUGUCGUGUUACUUGAUAGACUGCUGUAUGUAUUGGAGAAAGGCUUUUCCUGCGAAAUAUGGCCAGUAUUCGAUCCAAAGUUGUCGCCAAGAAAUCAUAUAAUAAUCGCAAAAAGAUAAUUUUAACAAGUUCAAACUGUUUUACACAUUAAGUAUAUUAAUUUAACUAUGGGGUUUCGUGUUCUUCGAAUAUGUCUUAAAUUAGAAAAAUGCAUUCAAUUUUAUCAUGUUUACAACCUAUUUCGUUUUGUUCUUAAAUUAUACGAAUAUAGGCUUUAUCACCUACGUAUUUAAAAUGUUUUUACAAUAAAUAAUAUAUUCAAUUA